AUUUGCAUCUCUCCCUUGAACUGAAGUUCCCUCUCUCCUCUCUCGGCUUGAUGUCCUGCUCUGCCAGCCUGCGGGGGCCAGGGGCGCCCCCCUGCCCAGCGGUUUCCAGGAACUGACUCAUUGCUUCAUUCAUGAUCUCAGCUAUCCGGGGAGGAGUCAGCAGGGAAAGUGGAACAAAACUGCUUUUUCAGGGGGGAAGCAAAACUCUGAAGCUCUUGGCCCCGACGGACACGAAUUUCAACUCCUGGAGGCACAAUGGCGUCGAACAGAGAAGGUCCUGAGCCCAAACCCGGAGAACUGAUUGAGAUUUUCCGCGAUAGUUACGAGCACUGGGCGUGUAUGUGGGAGAUGGUUACGUGGUCCAUGUGACUGACGUCGAGAAGGGGCCUUCGGGAAUGAAUUUGAUCGCCUCUGUGUUGGGCCUGAGCACCGGAGCUGUGGUGAGGAAGGAGCUGCUGUCCAAGGCGGCCGCGGGGAAGAAGUACCGGGUCAACAGCAAAUACGACCAGACGCACCCGCCGCUGCCUCGCAUCGUUGAACGGGCAGAGGCGCUGGUGGGCCGGGAGAUAUCCUACAACCUCCCUGAAAGGAACUGCGAGAACUUUGCCACUCUGGUGCGAUACGGAGUUUCCCUCAGCGAGCAGGUGGACAAAAAGGCAAAGGUCAUCAGCGAGAACGUAGCUUUACUCGGAGUCGUGGCCCUGGCCGUGAUCAUCCCACUCGCGUUCAUUGUGUUCAGAAACUAGCUGCCAAGUGGUGGGGACGCGUGGGCAGGACGCCCGUGAGGGAGGACUGACCCCAGGGCCCUGAUGCCGGCUCCCGGCUCCCGCCUUCUGCUUCCGACAGGAGCAAUAAACGGCCGCGUCCAGGAUCCUGACAGUGGCCUUGGGAUUA
This is a messenger RNA of Sorex araneus (European shrew), 894 nucleotides long. Its product is annotated as phospholipase A and acyltransferase 2-like. The transcript is spliced from 5 exons. Gene Ontology annotation, molecular function: A2-type glycerophospholipase activity; glycerophospholipid phospholipase A1 activity. Gene Ontology annotation, biological process: N-acylphosphatidylethanolamine metabolic process. Lineage: Eukaryota; Metazoa; Chordata; Mammalia; Eulipotyphla; Soricidae. Bases 396 to 746 code for a protein of 116 amino acids. The record is from RefSeq and is a predicted model, not a curated record. Gene Ontology annotation, cellular component: cytoplasm.